AACCACGAUGAAUUUUAACGUCUACGCAUGUCAGAGAGGUUUCCUUCUUCAACUCAACCGAUGAAUAAAUGUUAUCAACAAGCCUUAAUGCACUCUGCGGAGGAAAAGACAAGAAGCAAAAGGAAACACAAACGACCUCGAAUACAAAGAAGUGUGAAUCUGAUGCAAAGACCACACCGGAAUUUCCAACCACGAAAACAGAAGAGAUGCCUUUUAAAUCCAAACAUAACUACAAGAGGCCCAGCUGCUGGAGCUGCGGACUCAGAACUACCAGCUGUCCGAUGAUCUCAGGAAGAACUCUGCAGAGCUGAACGCCGUCCGUCAGAAGAACUCGGCUCUGGAGAGAGAUUUCAUCAAAGCUCAGAAGGCAUUAAAUAAAAGCAAAAAGGCUCAGGAGGUGGAGGCGCUGCUGAGCGAGAAUGAGAUGCUUCAGGGGAAGCUGCACAGUCAGGAGGAGGACUUCCGGCUGCAGAACAGCACGCUGAUGACCGAACUGUCCAAACUGUGCACGCAGAUCGAGCAGCUGGAACAGGAAAACCAGGGCCUGAAGAAGGAAGGGGGAGGAGCUUCAGUGUCCAGCCCUGCAGCAAACUCCGCCUCCAGCCCCGUAGAUAGAGAGCUUCUCCGACUCCAGGCAGAAAACUCCGCCCUGCAGAAGAAAAUGAAAGCUCUCCAGGAGCGCUUCGACAAGGAGCUGCAGAGGCAGGCGGUUGCCCACGGCAACCAAAGCGCUACCACGGAAACCGAUGGGUCAGCUGGUGCCAAUGGAGUCUCUGAUGUGACAGGAGGUAGGGGGGAGGAGCCAGAGGGAACCAAUCAGAGAGAGGAACAGACGCUCCAGCGCUCAGAGAAACAGCUGCACGGCCUGUCAGAGAAGAGCGUAGAGAAGAUUGUAGCUAAGCAGGCAGCGCUAGGCUGGUCGGCUGCUCUCUGUCCAAUAACUCCCUGCUUUGGACCAGAACUGGAGAUGGCACUGAACACGGAGCAGGAGGAGAAGAGGCUGCUGAGGGAGCAGAUCCAGAACCUGGAGGCGUCCAAACAGGCUGAAAUCACCAAACUCCAGGAAGAGAUGACGAAGCUGUCUGACAAGUUAAAGAAGAAGCAGGACAGUUUCCAGCGCCUGCAGACGGAGAAGGAAGCUCUGUACAACGACAGCAGGACAAAGAUUGAUGAGAUCAACCAAAGAAAAGAAGAAGAGCUGAAAACCGUCAACGUUCGCGUCCAGAAGCUCCAGUCAGACCUCGCAGCAGCCAAUCAGACGAUGGCAGAGCUGAGGGAGCAGCUGCAGAGCAAAGACAAGGACCACGAGCUGGCUCUGCACGCCCUGAAGGACCAGGCAGCCAAUCAGAGCGUGCUCAGUCAGGAGCAGGUGGACAACAUCCUGCAGGAGAACGAUGCUCUGAGGACCAACCUAGCCGCUCUAGAACAGAUCCAGACGGUGAAGACGCAGGAGAUGAACCUGCUGAGGGAGCAGCAGGAGGCGCUGACGGCCGAGCUGCAGCAGAGGCGCCUCCAGCACGACAGUCUGUUGGCCCAGAAAGACGACCUCAGCUCCCAGCUGCAGGAGUCCAGCUUCGCCAACAGGAAGCUGCUGGAACAGCUGACAGAAGAAGGACAGGAGAAGGAAAAACUGCUGCGAGAGCUGGACGAGGCCAAGAAGACGGCGGAGAAGAGGAAGGCCAUGCUGGAUGACAUGGCAACGCAGCUGAACCAGGAGAAGUCGGACCACAAGGAGGCGCUGUCGGACCUGAAACUGCAGCACGAGAAGGAGGUUCUUGGGGUCAGAGCUCGUUAUGAGAAGGAGCUCAGAGGACUCCAUGAGGACAAAAAUCGCUCCGAGGAGGAGAUCCGACAGCAGCUUCGAGACGAAAAGGCUCGAACGAAGGAGCUGGAGGGUUUACAGCAGCGUGUGGACGAGCUGCAGGCUCAGGUUCAGUCCAUGGAGGGAACCAAAGGAUGGUUCGAGAGACGACUCAAAGAGGCAGAGGAGAACAUGGAGAAGAAGGUUCUGCAGCAUCAGGAGGAGACGGAGAAGCUGCAGCAGGAACACUCCCUGCAGCUGCAGGAGAAGCAGGAAGAGGUGGAGGGACUGAAGCAGCUGCUGGUGGAGGUGGAGAAACAGAGGGAUGAACAUGGCGACACCAUCGGGAAACUCAAACAGGAGAUCAGAGACACGGUGGACGGUCAGAGGAUCCUGGAGAAGAAGGGAAGCUCAGCGCUGAAGGACUUGAAGCGGCAGCUGCAGCUGGAGAGGAAGCGAGCAGACAAGCUGCAGGAGAGACUCCAGGAGAUCCUGACCAACAGUAAAACCAGGACAGGUUUGGAAGAGCUGGUUUUGUCCGAGAUCAACAGUCCCAGUCGGACUCAGCAGACCGGAGACUCAUCCUCCGUCUCGUCCUUCUCCUACAGGGACAUGAUGAAGGAAACCCAGCCAACCAAUCAGAACAAGUCCGGAGGAGGCAGCCCUCAAUCCCAGCGACCGGCCGAGCUAUCUGAUGACGAGGUCGGGGAGCUCUUCCAGCGGCUCGCCGAGGUCCAGCAGGAGAAGUGGAUGCUGGAGGAGAAGGUGAAACAUCUGGAGGUGAGCUGCUCGUCCAUGGCUGAAGACAUCUGCAGGAAGAGCGCCAUCAUUGAGACGUACGUGAUGGACAGCCGCAGAGACGUGUCGGGUGGUGCAGUCGGAGGUCACGGAGGCUCUCAGGGAGAGAGAGGAGGUCUAGGUUCGGUGCUCAGAGAUCUGGUGAAACCAGGAGACGAGAACCUGAGAGAGAUGAACAAGAAGCUGCAGAACAUGCUGGAGGAGCAGCUGACCAAGAACAUGCACCUACAGAAGGACCUGGAGGUUCUGUCCCAGGAAUUAGUCCGUGUUAGUAAAGAUGGUGGCAGCACUGCAGUUGGGUCUGUAUGAGACUAUCACCAGGAUCAUUUCUACCCAUCUCCUUCUGUUGCAACUCAAGUUCUGCUGCAGGCUCGGACUACGACCCGGAGCCAACACAUUAUCACCACUUCGGGCUGGCCUUCUGGCUAUGGCUAAAUACUGGAUGCUUUUGCAUGAGGAGGGAACGGAAACGGGGACAUUAAAAACUGCUUCAUUCAUUUGUUGCUGUUGAAUGUACUGUAGUUAGACUGCACUGCGUCCUGGCUUUUACCUGGAAAACCUGAAACCAGGACAUAGCCAGGCCCUGUCUGCUGGGUCUGGCUAUGUCCUGGAGUACGGCUGUUCUGGUUUUUUCCUGAAUGUUGGGCCUAUGUCUUUUACCUGGAUUUAGUAACAAAGUGGUUUAUACUGAUCAUGUCAUCACCUGGCCAAAAUAUAAGAUUCUUUGUUCAGAGGUUAGCGAAACAGUCACCAUGACAACCAGGCAGAAACUGUUGAUCAUAUUCUCGACCAAUCAGAGAUUGUCUAUAAAAAAAAAAAAAAGGAAGAAACAAUGACCCGAUCAAUCCCCCUUCAUUAAACUUGUGGUUUGUUGCCAUGGUUACGGUACAAGGCUUCCCUGCAGGAAUCACUGAUGCGGUUUCUCGAACCUUGUUUCCGUGCGAAGACUCACCAUCCAUCGUGUUAGCGCAGGAACUCCAGAACUUCGGUCGGGUCCGUGCAGUUUCUAGUUUCUGCCACCAGGUGUCGCCCGUUGUCCACGCCGGAUCUUUAACUGCGAUGAAGGAAGCUAGAAUUUUGAGUCCCGGCUGAAUUUUAUUUAUCUUUUCACUCGCAUUUCUUCAGGUUUUCACAUAUCACUGAUCAGUUAAGGUAGAAAUUAAUUUCAUGCUUAUGAAGUCGUUAAGCUCCACCCCUCGGUCAAACGAAAAACUUGUUCAUCCUCAGUGGUCGUUUUAAUUUACCAAAAAGUCGUCUCCCAGAAAACUGCUAUAAAACAUUAGAUGCAUAUUUAUCUUUAUAUAAUUAUUCAAAUUAUUUUUAACCUUUAAAUCCAAAUUUUAUUACAUGAUGUUGCUGCUUUUAUGGAAAAAAAGUUAUUUUCUAUAAAAAUCCAUUUUACAACUUGAAUUAUAUGGAAAAUAACUUGAAACACAUUUGAUGCGUUUAGUUUUUUUUUAUAAAACCAGGGACACCCUGGAAACCCUGAAGGGGUUAAAAUAAUUUGAGUAUUUGGUAGUUUUGAUGAAUUGAGUAAAAAAAAUCGUGGAAAAAAUAUUAAUCUGGAAUGUUUUAUAGCAGGUUCUAGAAGAGGAGAGUUAGCUGUAGCUAACGGCUAAUCGAUGAAUGAAUUGAUUACCAAUCGGCUCCUUCAGGUUCGUUUCACUUCCUCUGAAUUUUCUUUCAUUUUUGGGAAAACUGGAUGAUAAAUGAUGAAAGAUGCGUUGAUUUCCGUCCGAGUUAACGAGUCUCCGCAACGAGGAGGCCGAUUGACAUCUGGCUCUAAACAGGAAGAAACCAGUUAUUUGGAGGUAAAUUAGCUUCAGAUUUCAGGACCACCUCAUCUGGAACGUAGAACCGGAUCAUGUCAGGAUCUGGAUCUUUGGGAUCCGGAUCUUCGGGAAGGUUUCAUCAUAACAGCCUUUCCAGGGCUAGGACUAAGUUCUGGAUUUUUUGGGGAAUUCCGCCGUUAUCACAGGACACCGAACGUUGUGGAAAAGGUUCCAGCUGCUUUGAUGCUGACUGGAUCUGGACUUGGAACUUCCUCUCGGCUUUGCCUUCACAGACUCUGGGUCUUUUAUCUGCUGCAUGGCCUCGCCUACGUCCUGGAUGAAGUUCAUGGUGAGCGCCUGCAGACGCAGCUACAUCCUGGACUCUUUACGUUGUAACUGGCUGUUUUUAUUGUUGUGUGUUGGGCUCAGAUUUUAGAUCUUCACAAGAAAACUGGUCUGCUUUUCGCUGCGAGGACUCGGAGGAGAAACUGAGACAGGAAGUGGUCUGGUGGCUCCGGGACCAGACGGUGUUUCUGGUUGUAAUGUUUAAAUCUGUGUACAUAUCAUGUGACUUCUAACUGUACGAAGAAUCAGCUGAUCUAUUUAUGUCCGAUGAUCAUGACACUAAUUAUUGUAACUAUGAAGAAACAUGAGAUGAAAA
Molecule: messenger RNA, 5032 nt
Organism: Melanotaenia boesemani (Boeseman's rainbowfish)
Lineage: Eukaryota; Metazoa; Chordata; Actinopteri; Atheriniformes; Melanotaeniidae
Gene: gripap1
Product: GRIP1 associated protein 1
Exons: 29
Coding region: 425-2908 (827 amino acids)
Biological process (GO): regulation of modification of synaptic structure; regulation of recycling endosome localization within postsynapse; regulation of neurotransmitter receptor transport, endosome to postsynaptic membrane
Cellular component (GO): extrinsic component of postsynaptic early endosome membrane; postsynaptic recycling endosome; glutamatergic synapse
Source: RefSeq, a predicted model, not a curated record